Molecule: messenger RNA, 579 nt
Organism: Mycena indigotica
Lineage: Eukaryota; Fungi; Basidiomycota; Agaricomycetes; Agaricales; Mycenaceae
Product: Peptidyl-prolyl cis-trans isomerase
Exons: 8
Coding region: 1-579 (192 amino acids)
Biological process (GO): protein peptidyl-prolyl isomerization
Cellular component (GO): intracellular membrane-bounded organelle
Molecular function (GO): peptidyl-prolyl cis-trans isomerase activity
Source: RefSeq, a predicted model, not a curated record
AUGGCCACCACGACCCGCCCCAUUGUCUUCAUGGACAUCAACAUCGGCGAAACGCCUGCGGGCCGCAUUAAGAUGGAGCUGUUCAGCGACAUCGUGCCCAAGACAGCAGAAAACUUCCGCCAGCUGUGUACGGGUGAAUACCGGGUCAACUCGCGUCCGCAGGGAUACAAGAACGCGACGUUUCAUCGGAUGUACGUUCCCGUUACCUUUUUCUCUCGCUUCCAAUUCUUAUACUUGUGCCGCGUUAGAGUGCCCAAGUUCAUGUGUCAAGGCGGCGACUUCCUCAAAGGCGACGGCACAGGCAGUUUCUCAAUAUACGGGGACAAAUUCCCAGAUGAGAACUUUAUCGAAAAGCACACCGACGCAGGGCUGCUGUCCAUGGCCAAUUCUGGGCCCAACACUAACGGGUGCCAGUUCUUCAUAACCACCGCAAAGUGCGACUUCCUCGACGGGAAGCACGUCGUGUUUGGGCGUGUCAUCGAGGGCAUGCUCACGCUGCGCAAGAUGGAGGCCGUGCAGACGGGGCAGAACAGCCGUCCGAAGCUGGUGGUCAAAAUUACCGAAUGCGGGGAGAUGUAG